GUGUCUGCAUGUUGACCUGGGAGGGGAGUUUUCUUGGCCCGGCCGGGGGUGGCUCCGAGGGGAACUCGAAGCUGGCGGGAGCGGGGGGAGAAAAGGAAGAAGCGGCGCAGCAGCCGUACGCCGUGGAUCCUGCGAUGCCCGCCGGGCGAGACGAUGUGACCGGCUGACAGCCGCUUGCGGAGGUGCAGUCAAGGCAAAGCAAUCGGCAGCCGCGAAGCCCGUUUCUCCCCCACUUAUUCCAUUGGAGAAGGCGCCGGAUUUUGUGGCUCUCCCCUGCGGGGCUGGCGGCGGGCGCUGCCAUGGGGCUGCCCACUCUGGAGUUCAGCGAUUCCUACUUGGACAGCCCGGAUUUCAGGGAGAGGCUGAAAUGUCACGAAGUCGAGCUGGAGAGGACCAACAAGUUCAUCAAAGAGCUGAUCAAGGACGGCAGCCUCCUGAUCGGGGCCCUCCGCAAUUUGUCAAUGGCUGUACAGAAAUUUUCCCAGUCGCUCCAAGAUUUUCAGUUUGAGUGCAUUGGAGAUGCUGAAACAGAUGAUGAAAUCAGCAUUGCCCAGUCAUUGAAGGAAUUUGCCCGGUUAUUGAUUGCGGUGGAAGAGGAGAGGAGGCGUUUGAUCCAGAAUGCCAACGAUGUUUUAAUUGCACCACUGGAGAAGUUUCGUAAAGAACAGAUAGGGGCAGCAAAGGAAGGAAAGAAGAAGUUUGACAAAGAAAGUGAAAAAUACUAUUCUACUCUUGAGAAGCACUUAAACUUGUCAGCAAAGAAGAAAGAGUCACACCUUCAAGAUGCAGACUCCCAGAUCGACAGAGAACAUCAAAACUUUUAUGAAGCAUCUUUAGAAUAUGUCUUUAAAAUCCAAGAAGUUCAAGAGAGAAAAAAGUUUGAGUUUGUAGAGCCGCUUUUGGCCUUUCUACAGGGAUUAUUUACUUUUUACCAUGAGGGGUACGAGCUGGCCCAGGAGUUCGCGCCGUACAAGCAGCAGCUGCAGUUCAAUUUACAGAACACCCGGAAUAAUUUUGAAAGCACCAGGCAGGAAGUUGAACGACUGAUGCAAAGAAUGAAGUCGGCCAGCCAGGAUUACAGGCCACCAAGCCAAUGGACAAUGGAAGGCUAUCUCUACGUCCAAGAGAAACGACCUCUUGGAUUCACCUGGAUAAAACAUUACUGUACUUACGACAAAGGGACAAAAACGUUCACAAUGAGUCUUUCUGAAGCAAAAUCUGGGGGGAAAGUAAAUGGUCUUGUCCCAAGCACACCAGAAAUAUUCAAGUUGAAGUCUUGCAUCCGGAGGAAAACAGAUUCAAUUGACAAACGUUUCUGUUUUGAUAUUGAAGUCGUUGAAAGACAUGGGAUCAUUACACUUCAGGCUUUUUCUGAAUCCAACAGGAAGCUCUGGCUGGAAGCUAUGGAUGGGAAAGAACCAAUUUAUACUUUGCCAGCUAUUAUUAGCAAGAAAGAAGAAAUGUUCCUCAAUGAAGCUGGUUUUAACUUUGUUAGAAAAUGCAUUCAUGCUGUGGAAACGAGAGGGAUCACAAUCUUGGGGUUGUACAGAAUAGGUGGUGUGAAUUCCAAAGUUCAGAAGUUGAUGAAUACCGUAUUUUCUCCUAAAUCUCCUCCUGACAUAGACAUUGAUUUGGAAGUUUGGGACAAUAAAACUAUAACAAGCGGGCUAAAGAACUACCUCAGGUGUCUCACAGAGCCACUGAUGACCUACAAGUUGCACAAGGAUUUCAUUGUUGCAGUUAAGUCCGACGACCAAAACUACAGAGUGGAAGCAGUGCAUGCGCUUGUUCACAAACUGCCAGAGAAAAACCGAGAGAUGCUGGACAUCCUCAUCAAGCACUUGGUCAAGGUGUCAUUGCACAGUCAGCAGAACCUCAUGACUGUUUCCAACCUUGGAGUUAUAUUUGGCCCCACGCUGAUGAGAGCCCAGGAGGAGACAGUGGCUGCUAUGAUGAAUAUCAAGUUUCAGAAUAUUGUGGUUGAGAUUCUCAUUGAGCAUUAUGAGAAGAUAUUUCGCACGGCCCCAGAUCCCAACAUCCCUCUUCCGCAACCUCAGUCCCGGUCGGGGUCAAGGAGGACAAGAGCAAUCUGCCUCUCCACAGGACCUCGCAAGCCCAGAGGACGCUACACCCCAUGCCUUGCGGACCCAGACAGUGACUCAUACAGUAGCAGUCCAGACAGCACUCCCAUGGGCAGCAUUGAAUCACUCUCCUCUCACUCCUCAGAACAAAACAGCACCACCAAAUCCACGUCUUCCCAACCCAGGGAGAAAGCAGGAGGAGUUCCCUGGAUUGCCUCAACUCCUUCUUCCAACGGGCAGAAAAAUUCAGGCCUUUGGACAACGAGUCCCGAAUCAUCCUCGAAGGAGGAUGCAGCGAAAACGGACGUAGAGUCUGACUGUCAGAGCAUUGCCUCUGUCACUGGUCUGGAGAAUGCAUCUCCACCACUGGACCUGACCAAAAAAGGAUUAUAUAGUCUUUCUGGCAUGAAAAGGUCAGCAGCUUCGUCCGUCAGGUCAAUCCCUUCUGCUGAAGGUAACAAGAGCUGCAGUGGUUCAGUACAGAGUUUAGCUUCUCUAGAUGGCCGAGAGACCCCAAAAGCUCUGGUAAACCCAGACCUGCCACCCAAGAUGUGCCGAAGGCUGCGGUUAGAUACGACGUCAAGUAAUGGCUAUCAGAGGCCAGGGUCUGUGGUGGCAGCCAAGGCCCAGCUGUUUGAAAGUGGUGGCUCACUGAAGCAGGCUGCCUCAGGAAGGCAAGCCAAGGCAAUGUAUUCCUGCAAAGCCGAGCAUAGCCAUGAACUUUCUUUCCCUCAGGGGGCAAUAUUUUCCAAUGUGUAUCCAUCUGUGGAACCAGGAUGGUUAAAAGCAACCUAUGAAGGCAAAACGGGACUCGUUCCAGAGAAUUAUGUUGUCUUUCUCUAGUAAUAGUUAGCAGACAGCAGUAUCUUCAUGGUAUCCAUGGUAACAAGCGAUAAGCACUAUGAUUUUUUUCUGUCUGACACAGAAAUGGGGAUCUGCCAGUAAGCCCCUGUGUGUGGUUGAUUUCCGACAACUUCUGCAGAGGCAGAUAAUGUAGCUCCUGACCAGUGGAAGAGAAUCUAAGGAAAAUAAUCAACAGGGUGUUUUGCUUUGUUCUUAACUGUUACUGUUUGUUUUUGUUUUUUUAAGAACGUGGUACUUUUCUUAAGGCUUCUCCCUUGGUGGUAACCAAAAGUUCCAUUUUGUUUUUUAAAGAUGACAACAAAUCAUCCAGGAAUUCAAAAUUAAAGACUGCUAUUUGGGAUAUCUGGCUUUCUGAGCGAUUGGUUCUCAGUCGGUCCAAGCCAUUUCAGAGAUUUUACUAUGAAAAUGCUUGUGUGAACUUUUGAUAAAUGUCCGGAGUGGUCACAGUUUGCAAAGUCAACAUGUCAUUUUUGGGGGGCUGCACAUCCCUACAAUUGAACGCCAGUUAAUGAAAACGUGAUUUUUCCGUCCGGUUUUAAAGGAAACUUUUCAAAGUGGAAAUGCUAUACAUUGAAUUGCUUCCCCCUUCUUUGCUAGUGUGUUUUAUCAGUAUAAUUAUUAAUAAUUUAUAUUUAUAGAAUCUGUCUGCCCUGAAGCAUUGAACUCCUGAAUCAGAGGACCAACCAUAUUAAUAAAAAUGUUUGGUUUUUUAAAAA
Heteronotia binoei (common prickly gecko) is the source of this 3661-nucleotide messenger RNA. RefSeq names its product Rho GTPase activating protein 42 (gene ARHGAP42). The transcript has 24 exons. Gene Ontology annotation, biological process: signal transduction. Gene Ontology annotation, cellular component: cytoplasm. Gene Ontology annotation, molecular function: protein binding; GTPase activator activity. NCBI's taxonomy places the organism in Eukaryota, Metazoa, Chordata, Lepidosauria, Squamata, Gekkonidae. Bases 300 to 2924 code for a protein of 874 amino acids. The record is from RefSeq and is a predicted model, not a curated record.